Haplochromis burtoni (Burton's mouthbrooder) is the source of this 6885-nucleotide messenger RNA. Its product is annotated as serine/threonine-protein kinase 38-like. Gene Ontology annotation, molecular function: protein serine/threonine kinase activity; ATP binding. The transcript is spliced from 13 exons. Gene Ontology annotation, biological process: intracellular signal transduction; peptidyl-serine phosphorylation. Lineage: Eukaryota; Metazoa; Chordata; Actinopteri; Cichliformes; Cichlidae. The coding region runs from base 1555 to 3087 and encodes 510 amino acids. The record is from RefSeq and is a predicted model, not a curated record.
AAAAAACAUAUCGUGAUAUGAAAAAAUCUUAUAUCGCCCAGCUCUAGUCAGAGUUUUGGAGGUUUAAAUAAUAUAUCCUCUUUGAAGUAGUGGCUAAACAAUACUAGAUUUGAUGUUGAGAAAUCCUUCCUGCAUUCUUAAAUUUUAAAGUUUGAGCAACAUGCCAUAAAGGUAACUCUGUCACAGGCAGCAUAUUAGCAGAUGAUAUGAGUUGGGAAAGCUUGGUAGAUACUCACUGUCACAGUAUUAGAUAUGAAAAAGCAGCCUGAGGCAUCACUAACAUGUGCAAACAGCACAGGCUGUAUCAAACAGAACCAUGUGGUUCUGCAGCUGUUAGCCCGGCAACGACUGUAAACACUUUCGUGAGUUUCACGUAGUUGCUGGUAGGGAGCAACAGCAGUGGCUGCAGUGGCUCAAUACAUGCUUGCAAAAGUAUGGGUCCAGUUUACUAUCUGGAGCACAUUGAGCACUUGUGAACAUGUUUGUGUGUAAAACUUUAAAUUCAAGAAAUGUAUUGGCCAUGUAUUUGCCACAAGCUUCCAUGUCCAUUACUUUAAAAAAGCACAGCCUUUUGAAAACGCCUCUUUGAUACACCCUGCCAUUGGUUACACAUUAAAAUACAGUAUUGAACAAUCUGCUUAGUUACCAAUCAUGGCGACAACACCUGACUCAGAAACAUCAUCCAGUCAGCUGCGGUGCUGCAGACAGGGAUGAGGCUGUAGUAAACCAGUGAGUCGGAGCUGCUGUGCACAGGCAGGGCUGUUUAUUUUGGCGCAUAUGUGAUAACACUUACGUGGAUAGUAAAAAUAAACUAAAAAUACUGGCUGACUGAUGGAACGGUCUGGCUCUAUUUUGACAUUAGACCUUUUUUGUUUGCUCUAAAGCAGACACUUGGCACGCCAGGAAUAAUGUUACUGUCAUCCUUCUACAUGUAUUUAUGUAGUGUAGUACUUUUAUGGUAAGUCUGCCGUGACAGUCGUGGUGGUGUGCAAUCCCUUUCCAGUUCAUAGAGUAUGUGUAAUCGUACCUCAGAUACAGGUGUGUCCACGCCCUCGUCGUUACCUGAGGGCUGCAGUAUUUGUGGUGGAAACACUGUCAUGGCCGCGUAGAAUACAGCACAGGUUGCAAACAGGACGGGCAGAGUGUAGCUUUUAUAAUCUGCUUAUAUUCUGUUUCUAUGAGAGUUACUUCACAAGCUGAAUGCAUGGAGUGAAGACUUGCAAGGUCAAAUUUUAGCAGAGGACCGAAUCAACAGACGUAAGAUAAUAAACGGAGCAUAUUAUAUUGUUGUGUUUGACUGUGUGGAAGCAUAAAAUUAGUUUAGAAAGCAGUCAGAGUGACAGUUUCAAAGGAAAUUCCUUUGAACUCCUUUGUUUCUGUUAUCUGUUAUAGUUUAUUGAUUUAUGUUAAAAUUGAAAGGAAAAGAAAACACAGACAAAGAAUUUCUGGGUGUGGCCUGUAUCCUGGUGCUAUUUUAAACCUUCCCUGAGGUUACCUGCUGUCAGUCGAGCUCCUACCUGGCAGUGGGGAGAAAACUUUCGCGGCGUUCUGAUUAUGGAGUUUGCACAUGUCUGUCUAUAUCUUUGGAAACGUUGGUGUGGAGUGGAUAGUACAGAUACUUCCUGCACAUCAGCGGACCGAUGUGCACAAUCUGAUCUUUGUUCUUUUAUUGUUUCUGUUGUCUUGCAGGAUAGUAUGGCCAUGACGGGAGGGACUGCAGCUGCCCUUCCCAUGAGCAACCACACCCGAGAGAGGGUGACAGUGGCCAAGCUGACACUGGAAAAUUUCUACAGCACUCUGCUCACCCAGCACGAAGAGCGUGAGAUGAGGCAGAAAAAACUGGAGAAGGCCAUGGAAGAGGAAGGUUUACCAGAUGAGGAGAAAGUAAUGCGGCGCUCUCAGCAUGCCCGAAAGGAGACAGAGUUUUUACGACUGAAGAGGACACGACUCGGUUUGGAUGACUUUGAGUCCCUAAAGGUCAUUGGACGAGGUGCUUUUGGAGAGGUGCGUUUGGUACAGAAGAAAGACACAGGCCACAUUUAUGCCAUGAAGAUUUUGAGGAAAGCAGACAUGCUGGAGAAAGAACAGGUCGCUCACAUCCGGGCAGAGAGGGAUAUUCUGGUCGAGGCAGAUGGUGCCUGGGUGGUCAAGAUGUUCUACAGCUUCCAGGACAAGAGAAACCUCUACCUCAUUAUGGAGUUCCUGCCUGGAGGUGACAUGAUGACACUGCUGAUGAAGAAGGACACUCUCUCUGAAGAGGCCACUCAGUUCUACAUCGCAGAGACAGUACUGGCCAUUGACUCCAUCCACCAGCUGGGAUUCAUCCACAGAGACAUCAAACCGGACAACCUGCUGCUGGACUCCAGAGGACAUGUGAAACUGUCAGAUUUUGGCCUGUGUACUGGGCUGAAGAAAGCUCAUCGCACAGAAUUUUACAGGAACCUGACGCACAACCCGCCCAGUGAUUUCUCCUUUCAAAAUAUGAACUCCAAGAGGAAAGCAGAGACCUGGAAGAAGAACCGGAGACAGCUGGCUUAUUCCACUGUGGGAACGCCAGACUACAUCGCUCCUGAAGUGUUCAUGCAGACGGGGUACAACAAACUGUGCGACUGGUGGUCUCUGGGUGUGAUCAUGUAUGAGAUGCUCAUCGGUUAUCCGCCCUUCUGCUCAGAGACACCACAGGAGACGUACAGGAAGGUUAUGAACUGGAAGGAAACACUUGUCUUCCCGCCUGAAGUUCCCAUCUCAGAGAGAGCCAAAGACUUGAUAUUAAGGUUUUGCACAGAUGCAGAGAACCGGAUCGGAGCUGUGAGCGUGGACGAGAUCAAGAGCCACCAGUUUUUUGAGUCGGUGGAUUGGGAGCACAUCAGGGAGCGGCCAGCCGCCAUCUCCAUAGAAAUCAAAAGUAUUGACGACACCUCUAACUUUGAUGACUUCCCUGAAUCGGACAUCCUUCAGCCAGCUAACGCAACGGAGCCAGACUUCAAAUCAAAGGACUGGGUGUUCCUCAACUACACCUACAAACGCUUUGAGGGCCUGACUCAGCGAGGGACCAUCCCCACAUACAUGAAGGCAGGGAAGGCUUGACGCACUCAAACGGGUGGACGGUGUGGUGGAGAAAAAUAGACGUUUACGGACACAGGGUCGGGCCCCGGAGCCCCGCUGGUGCUGAAGGCUGCGCUGUCAGCCUCUCAGUCUAAAUUUAACCUUCAUCAUAAGUUAUUUAGGUCUGCUCAGCCGCGGCAAGAAAGCCAAGAACUCGGAAAUUAAAGAGCAUUACCGCAUUACCUCGGUUGUUGAUAUUACACGUGCCGUCUUUAGCCAUAGCACUCAGGCCAGCUCACUAACUAGGACACUAAAUCAGCAUAUCUGCAUGUUCAGCGGCAUACUGCUUCUGGAGAAGUUGUUUUUUUUGUUUGUUUUGUUUUUUUAUAUAUAUAUAUACACGAGAACAAGGCUUGAAUUCAAAUGACUGCUCAAACUUUUUAACAUAAGUUUUUACACUGGUGGCUAGUCAGAUGCAAACUGCAUUUCUGAUAUUGAAAAUGAGCUCUAUACACUGUAGUCAAACUCUGGAUGAUUGGUAAAAUCAGGAACCCCUCACUUAUUGUAUCCAAUACUCUGUUAUCAAGUUCCAGCAUGAUUUCCAGUGGGUUUUUUUGCUGACUUUCCAAAGUGUAAUUAAGAGUUAACCCCAACUGAAGAAUAUAGGAGCCAACUGUCUAGUGGUCAAACAAAAAAAAAGGGGUUUUUUUAGAACUAAAAUAUUAGCUCACAAAGUUGUAAUGGAUCCCAAUUAAAGGUCAGUUGAUAUCAAAACUGUAAAACGGCUUAGGUUAACAGCACAAGCUAUGUGUUUGGAUAGUUGUGCUGCUGGCUCAAGGUAUAGUUGGUCCAACAAUGAUUGGACAGGUGUAACAUCGUCUAGUGUCAUCAUCGGGUCAAAGUUUAUGCGACAGAGGCCUCUAAAGUUAGCGAUAGCUGCAGCAUUCUCACAGUCUCAGCUUUGCUGUCUUAUGAUAAUUAGCAAAUGUUAGCAUGCUAAUACACUAAACCACUGUGGUGAACACGUUAAACAUUUUAGCAUUGCCACUCUGAUGUUAGCAUGUAACACCACUGUAGAGCAUUCUUUACACUUAAAGUGUAACAAAAAAAUUCUCUCUAUAUAUAAAAAGUGACUUUGCAUUCACAAUCUAGCUAUUAGCAUUUAGCUGUUAGCCUGGUUCAAAAUCAGUAGCAUCAAAAGGAUAGAAAAUCUAAAAGAAAUGAGCAAAAAACUCAAAUCAUGCUGGAACCAUCCUCUAACCCUCGUGCUAGUGAAACCGUGUGAGUUUGUGGCAGCUCAGCGAGGGGAACCCAGUCUGCAGCGUCGUCUCAGCACAGUUGCUUUUCUCGCAUAAGAACAGCUUGUUGCCAGGAAACAAUGAAAUGCAAUUUACCCUGUGCUGGACAUCAGUUUCUGCAGCGUGUUGCCCUAUUUGCAUUGCCAAACAAACUGCUGAGCGUGCCCCUUCUGAUCUGAGUUUUGGUCAGAUCAGUGCUAAAGUACUUGUUAUUUCCUCUGAUUUAUUUGAAAUUCUGAUCAGUGCACGGGCCAAUCGCUUCUUUUUUUCUUAGGUCGACAAAACAUGCAAAGUGCCUUUUCAUAGAGCUGAUAAAUAUUUAACCAGAUAUAUAGGUGAGACCAAUAAGACGGCAUUCAUUAUAACCAACUGUUUUGACUCAAAGUGGAAAGGAGUAAGCGAAAGCACUGAUGUUUCGAUUUGAUGUGUCUGCAGAGUGAUAAGGCAUAUCUGUGGUGAUAAAGCAGUAAGAAACAACAGGACUAUAGAAAAGCAGGUGGCUUAUAGGUUAGGUAAUAAACGGGAGACUCAUAAAAUAUGUGUCAAGGAAAACACAAUGAACAGUUUGUCUUUGUUUGACAAGUAAGGAUGAAAGUUGUAGAUUAACACAGUGGAUCUUUGUGUAUUCAAGUUCCUGCAUUUUUUUUUUUUAAAUGUCUAGAAAAGGAUACCUUUUACCAUGAACAGCAGAUCUGAGGCUGUUUUCUCACUUUCUCAACAAGACAUUUAAGCUUCAUGUGUGCUCAGAGUUGGGACAAGGCACAGUGCUAAAAGAUGCUUACCAAAGAACUCUGACCGUCACAAAUUCACAUGUAGCUGUCGCUUGCUGCACUUAACUUAAAACUACCUGCAAAGAAGGGGAAAAAAAGGGUUCCAGGAGAGCUAAACUUGGUUAUGGAAUAAAUUGCCAUUUCUAUUUGUACACAUGUGAGAAAAUGAAUGUGCGGGAGAUUGAUGUUUCUCAAUUAGGAUAUCUAUAGGUUCACCCGCAGGGAAGGGAAAUCUACUGAGGACUUUACCGCAGUUCAGCCGUAGCCAUCACAGGAAUGAAUCCUUUAUGAAACUGAAAGUGUUCCUUAUUUCUGAGGGAUGACGGAGACGGUGCGUCUACAACUGAUUGAUUUCAUUUAUAUUUUUCCCCUUCCCCUUCAAGCUAGUCCUGCUGAAAAUGUGAUGACACAUAUGAUGACUAAUGAAGGAUUUUGAGGGCAGAUGCGUGUAUAUUUUUUCUGUUAUUUAUUAUUUCCUUGUUUUUCAUUAAAAUGCUGAUGAAUUGGAUUCAUUGGGAAUAUUCAGUAUACUGAAAAAAGGAUGGGUUUUUUUUUUUUUUUAAAUGUUGUUUGACCUCAAAUGUAAAGGGGUAUUAAACUUGAUGCCAGGAUAUACUGUAAACCUGACAUAUUCUAUAAUGCAACAUAUGAUGUGGUGUUUUUCUAUCUCCCAAAGCUUGUGUCUUCCAAACUCUGUACCGCCUGUUUUUAAAGUUCAUAGUCUGGUGACAUCACUGUGACAUCAUCAGAGUAAAGUGUUCAGACUUCUCCCUCUAGAAAAACACCAGACUACACUAUACUCCUGUCCAAAAAGGGAGGCUAAUACUCCCUAUGAAAAUUGGUGAUGCCCUUGAAACACAAGCCAAAACAAUCUGCAUCAUAUCACACAGUCAACCCUAUGGACUGUUUUUAAUUGACAUGGAUGGGGCUAAGACCUGGGUACAACAGGUCAGGAGCAGGACCCAUACAUUAGAAGCAGAUUGUGUUUGCUGAUGGCUACCGCUGCACAUUCAAGGUUCUGUCUAAUCACUGGAAUGCUCUGACACAACCUGGGUAUCAGCGCCCGAGUGGUGUAUUCAGAGCUUCCUGUUUCACAGCCAAACAGUAGAGGUUGUUCAUGGUAAGCUAGUCUGUGAGUGUGUGUGCAAAUGCACGAGUGAUUAAAAAUGCAGUUUUUGUUAAGUAGAUACUUUCUGGUGUUCAGUGUCCUAACUCUGUUUUGUGAUAGAUUUUUUUUUUUUUCUUCAUAAAAACUGAGGGUAAAUCUUCUAUUGGUAUCCAUACAAUUCUUAUAUAUACAUAAUGACUUGAAAUCCAUUACUGUGUCACUUUAUCUAAAGGGAAUAGAAUUAUUGUGACUUUUUCACGAGGUCGAGUUCAUGAAAUGUUUCACUUUUAUCGUUCAUUAAGCCAGACAAUUUGUUUCUGAUGGACCAAACCAGCCUAGACGACUCAGCCUUGGUGUCAGACACGUCAUUGUUGCCCAAUAUUUUAAGAAAUAUAUUUAACAUUGACUAAGAAAGCUUCCGAGUGAUUUGGCAAAUAAUUUGAAAUUUUCCCUUUGAUGAGGCAAAUUAAGGUUCUCAAACCACCCUCCACAGGCCAAUACUGUGUCGUGCGAUAUUUUGUGUAAUGAUGUGUACAUAUUGUUGUAGACACUUGAAGGCAACUGUGUGGAGUUGAAGAGGAAAUGCUCAUUAAUAUAUUCAUUCACAUCAUUGAGUUUUUAUGUUGAUAAAAUGCUUAAAAUAAUAAAAUUAAACACUUCAUGU